CAACGUUUGCUUACGUUUAUCGCAUGUGUGCCACCGGCAGACCGCGACAGUGCAGAGAAAUAAGUUGAAAUAUACAUUACGAUCCAGACGAUCCGGGAAAUGGCAGCGACGAUGGCGAACGAACGGAAGGGAACGUUCAAGGUGGAAUACCUGCAGAAAAUCGAACGGGACAUUCAGGAGCGCUGGCAGCGAGACAAAGUGUACGAUGUAGAUGCACCGAAAGAGCCACGCCAGCGGGAUGAUGAAAAGUUCCUGGUUACCUUCCCGUACCCGUACAUGAACGGGCGGCUUCAUCUGGGGCAUGCGUUUUCACUGUCGAAAGCGGAAUUUGCUGUGCGGUACCAUCGGCUCAAAGGACGGAAGGUGCUGUUUCCGCUCGGUUUCCACUGUACCGGUAUGCCGAUAAAGGCGUGCGCGGAUAAGUUGAAGCGUGAGAUCGAGCUGUACGGUUGUCCACCGGUGUUCCCGCGGGAGGAAGCAAUGGUGGUGGAAAAACCCGAGGAUCGUGAUGUCGUGCCCAAAGAUAAGAGCAAAGGGAAGAAAAGCAAAGCGACGGCAAAAGCAGGCACGGCAAAGUUCCAGUGGCAGAUUAUGCAAAGUUUGGGGCUGGGAGACGAGGAGAUUGCCAAGUUUGCCGAUACGGAUCAUUGGUUGGAGUAUUUCCCACCGCUGGCUAUAAGGGAUCUAAAGGAGCUUGGUGCUCACAUCGAUUGGCGGCGUACGUUUAUUACGACGGAUGCGAAUCCGUUCUACGAUUCGUUUGUACGCUGGCAGUUUAAUCAUCUGAAGGCGCGUGGGAAGAUUAUGUACGGAAAGCGUCACACGAUCUACUCGCCGAAGGAUGGACAACCGUGUAUGGAUCACGAUCGGUCUUCCGGUGAGGGUGUUGGACCACAAGAGUACACACUGAUCAAGAUGAAGGUGACAGGCUCGCUGCCUACGAAGUUGGCGGGUGUGGUUGGUAAGCGGCCAGUUUUUUUGGUGUGCGGUACACUGCGCCCGGAAACGAUGUACGGACAGACGAACUGUUGGGUUCAUCCGGAUAUUCAGUACAUAGCGUUCGAAACGGUCAAACAAGAAGUUUGGGUCUGUACGAGGCGUGCUGCACGAAACAUGGCCUACCAAGGAUUUACGACCGUUGAGGGUGAACUGAAGGAGCUCGCGGAACUUGCUGGACAGGACAUUAUGGGACUGCAGUUGUCAGCACCGCUCACAUCUAACAAGGUAAUCUACACCCUUCCGAUGCUUUCGAUCAAGGAGGAUAAAGGAACCGGCAUCGUAACGUCCGUCCCAUCGGAUUCUCCGGACGAUUAUGCCGCACUGGUAGACCUCCAGAAGAAACAACCCUUCCGGGAGAAGUACGGCAUCACGGACGAGAUGGUUCUACCGUACCAACCGAUCCCGAUCAUCGAUGUGCCCGGUUUGGGCAAUCUGUGCGCGGUCUACGCCUACGAUAAGUUCAAGAUCCAGAGCCAAAACGAUCGUGAAAAGCUUAUCGAAGCGAAGGAGCUGGUCUAUCUGAAAGGAUUCUACGACGGUGUGAUGCUGGUCGGUGAGCACAAGGGCAAAAAGGUGCAGGACGUGAAGAAGGACCUCAAGCAGUAUCUGGUCGAACGGAACGAGGCGGAUGUUUACUACGAGCCGGAAAAAACCAUCAUGUCCCGAUCUGGAGACGUUUGUGUGGUCGCUCUGUGCAAUCAGUGGUAUCUGAACUAUGGGGAGGAAGUAUGGCAAAAGCAAACGACCGAUCAUCUUCACACGAUGGAGCUGUUCCACGAGGAAGUCUCGCGCAAUUUCGAGCACUGUCUCGAUUGGCUGCACGAGUACGCCUGCUCGCGUACGUACGGUCUCGGCACGAAGCUCCCGUGGGAUCAACAGUGGCUCAUCGAAUCACUUUCGGACUCAACCAUCUACAUGGCAUUCUAUACCGUCGCUCAUCUCCUGCAGGCUGGUUCGUUCCGGGGAGAAAAACCAAGCCCGCUUGGCAUCAAACCAGAUGACAUGACGCCAGAAGUUUGGGACUAUAUUUUCUUCGCCGAUGCGAAAUUUCCAGCAAAAAGUCGGGUCAAACGUGAAGCUUUCGAUCAGCUGAAGCGAGAAUUCAACUUCUGGUAUCCGGUCGAUCUGCGUGUUUCCGGCAAAGAUCUCAUCCAGAACCAUCUGACGUUCUUCCUGUACAAUCACGUUGCGAUUUGGCCGAAAGAACCGUCCAAAUGGCCCAAAGGCGUACGGUGCAACGGUCAUCUGUUGCUUAAUUCGGCGAAGAUGUCCAAAUCCGAUGGAAACUUCCUGACGCUGUACGAAUCGAUUGCCAAGUUUAGUGCGGACGGUACACGUCUGUGUCUUGCCGAUGCAGGCGAUAGUAUUGAGGAUGCUAACUUUGUCGUAACGAAUGCGGAUGCUGGCAUCCUACGCCUUUACACCUUCAUCGAGUGGGUAAAGGAAACGCUCGCCUCCAAACCACUGCUCCGGAAAGGACCCGCUGAUGCAUCGAUUAAUGAUGAAGUAUUUUCGAGCGAAAUGAACCUACUUACCAAACAAACGGACGAGUACUACCGUAAGAUGCUCUUCAAGGAAGCACUCCGGACAGGGUUCUUCGAGUUCCAGACUGCUCGGGACAAAUAUCGCGAACUUUGCGGGUCGAACGGUAUGCACGCGAAUCUGGUGAUGGAAUUCAUUCGCCGACAGGCACUGCUAAUUGCUCCGAUCUGUCCGCACGUGGCCGAACACAUCUGGUGCGAUCUGUUGGGUAACAAGAGCUCCAUCCUGCAUGCAUCCUGGCCAGCGGUUGGUGAGAUCGAUGAGCGAAAGAUUAAAUGUUCCGCCUAUUUCAUGGAAGCGGCCCAUUCGUUCCGUUUGUCACUGAAAAAUGUUACCCAGCAGAAGGCAGGUGGUAAAGGAGCUCCGAAAGCGCUGGCCGCCAAACCAAGCGAUGGUACAAUCUGGGUGGCGAAAACGUUCCCACCGUGGCAAUCCUGUGUUCUGGACACGAUGCGUGAACUUUAUGAGCGCGAUGGCAGCUCAACCCUUCCGGACAACAAGAUCAUUGCAACCGAGCUGGGCAAAAAGGAGCUGCUGAAGAAGUACAUGAAGCGUGUGAUGCCUUUCGCACAAAUGGUCCGCGAGCGUGUGGAAGCGGUCGGAGGACCCGGUAAGCAGGCAAUGGAUGUAACGCUGGAUUUUGAUGAGCGUGAAGUGUUGGAGCAGAAUUCAGAGUAUCUGCUGAAAACGCUCGAACUGGAUACACUUACCGUCCGGUACACGGACGAACCGGAUACGCCGGAAAAGAUGCGCGAAGAGGUACGACCGGGUGUGCCGUUUAUCGUAUUUACGGUGAAACCGUUCGUUACGGUAACGCUGGAGAAUCCGGUUGAACGGUCCGGUUUGUUUACGGUCACGAUGAACCUGUCCGAUGGCGAUACAAGCAAAACGCUCAAGGAAAAGCUAGCCAAGCAAAUCGGAUUUAAAGCUGAUCUAUCUGCACUGGAAAUUAUGCGAUACGAAGAUCCGGUACUCGGUCCGCGCAGUCUGCCCGCAUUCCAGGACUAUCGGUCGGGUAAGGUCACCAUUGAGGAGGGCGAAUUUAGGGUGGAAACUGAAAAGAAGCAAGUGCUACUGAGCAAUGGCACCUUCAAGGAUAUGAACAUCGGUACGAAUUUUAUCUACGUUAUCAAUUGAGGUUGGUCG
This is a messenger RNA of Anopheles maculipalpis, 3687 nucleotides long. RefSeq names its product leucine--tRNA ligase, cytoplasmic (gene LeuRS). Bases 100 to 3678 code for a protein of 1192 amino acids. Gene Ontology annotation, molecular function: aminoacyl-tRNA deacylase activity; leucine-tRNA ligase activity; ATP binding. The record is from RefSeq and is a predicted model, not a curated record. The transcript is spliced from 3 exons. Gene Ontology annotation, biological process: leucyl-tRNA aminoacylation. Lineage: Eukaryota; Metazoa; Arthropoda; Insecta; Diptera; Culicidae.